ACUAAAAAAAAUAGUGCAGUGACAACGUCCGUCGGGGAGGGAUGUGUUACUUUGCACUUUAAUUUUAAGUUUAAAUUGUAUCGUUAGCUAUAGAACAUUAGAUUAAUAUUUAAUUCAUGUUCACAGUUCUUCGACAUAGUAAUACCUAGUUAUUAAAGGUCUUAAACUCAGUUAAAUGUUAGUUUUAUCGAAAUAAACUCGACAAAUAGUUACCUGAAAGAGUAAAUAAAAAGUGAAACGAUAAGAACCUUUCUAGAGAUAAGCUGGACCGGUUCUCGUAAGAAAAAAAGGUCUUCUCUGAGGAAUUCAAGAUUAUGUCAUUAUCUUCGAGAGACAAAUGAUAAAAUAGUGAAUACUUGAUAUUACAUGAGUGAACAAGAAGAGCUCAAGAUUAACUUAAGAGCCUACUGUUCUGUACCGAAAUGUGCGCGGCAAUUGACAUGUUGGCAUCGGAGUCGUUCUACGGGCACUCACCGCCCGCCGGCUUUCUAUCAGACUACAGUAUACCACCAAGAAGACCUACAAAGCUCACAGCAAGAGGCUUUUCAGCACCAUGUUUAACGCCCCUCAAACCUGUGCAAUUGACUCUGAAAUCAGCACCAAGAUCCUGUUUAAGGAUAGCUAAUGAGAAGAAGAAGAAAAAGGUCGUUUUCGCAGACGAUAGAGGGUUCGCGUUAGAACAGAUCAAGUUCAUGACAGAACCAUCUCAUGUUCCACCUUACUGGGCGCUGAAGAUCGUCUCCAGUCCACCUCUAGAGAGGAAACCAGCACCGAAACCAGUGGUCGAUUUAUGGGAGACAAGAUUCGUGCAACCUGCUUCAGAUUAUUUAGAAUUCAGAAGGCGAGUAACACAAGAUUGCGUGUCUUUAGAAAAUGUGAUUAUCAAACAAAAUGAGUGUGCGGUAGACGGUACAGUUAAAGUGAAAAACCUGGACUUUACAAAGGAAGUGUUCGUGCGUACUUCGUCAGACGGAUGGCUGACGAGUGAAGACACCUUUUGCGCGUUCGUAGAAUCUGGACCCUUGAACCAGAAUGGAGUAUCAACUUACGAUACUUUUGGCUUCAGACUGCAGUUGCCAAUUCAUUCUAGAAGAUUGGAAUUCUGUGUUUGCUUCAAAUGCAAAGGUGAGGAGUAUUGGGACAACAACGGAGGGUCAAAUUACACGAUAGAGAAGGCCUCAGUCCGAAGCACUCCAGCUGUAUCUUGUGCUCGAAUCAAAUUCGGGAAUUCUUGGACUACAAGAUCGAAUGGGGACGGUAAUGUGCCUUACUGGUGAUUAAUAAAAAAGGACUUUAAAUGAAUUAGUGCCGAAAGCCUGACGGCUGGUGAUUACGUGCCAUAACGGUUCCUAGUGAUUUUCAAGGUCUGUAUUUUUUUAAUUAUUGUAUGGCAGAGUUUUCGCCUUUUGAGAGCGGAUUUUUUGGAAAUGUUAUUAUAGCUUUUUUUGAAAAGCAAAUGCCAAUUAGUAAUGUAAUUUGUUGGUUAGUUUGCAGCUAGAUUAUAUUUCCCGCCCUUAGAUAAUGCUGAUUUUUUAAAUAAGCAUUUCUUUUGCCAUUUGUCUAUGGGUUUGGUGACUGGUGAUAAAUGCAGAAUAAUACCUCCCUUUAUUUUAAGAAAGUGGUGAUACUUCAAUUUAAUAAUAUUUGAAAGCCAUUUUAGAUCUAGAUUAUAACUUAGACAUUAAACAAGUCUUGUUUUGAGAAAAAAAAACUUGAGACUAAGUCUUGCUCUUUCGAAAUAAUGUAAAAGAAAGACAGUAAGUCACUCGAGUCUUAGGAAGAUCUUUUUUCGUCUUCUAUACAUAGAAAUAGAAUUCUCUAUGGUAAGAGGUUAAUGACCUUAAACUUGUCUUGAAAACUUUAAUUAUUCUGUUUGUUUACUAAUUAAACUUUAGUCACACUCUGUCCCUUUCUAAUAUAUGUAAAAGAAAAAGAUAGAAAUAAUGUCGUUAAGUAUUCGUCGUUUAUUUUUACAGCUGAAGAAUAAGUUGAUUUGUCAUUUUCUGUUCUUUUCCAAUCAUUUGUAAGAAAAAUAUGGAGUGUGAUUAUAAUUAGUAAAUAAACAGGCUUUAAUACAAUGAAAAAAAAUGGGAAAUAAUACACAUUCAUACCUAUGUCUCGAAUGUCAAAAUGUGUGAUUGUGUUCAUUUAGAUAGAGAACAGCAAACGUCAUUGAAAUCUUCGAUUAACCAAAAUAGAGCAUUAAUUAAAAUAAUUAAUAGCUUUUCAAUGUGACGGAACUCAUUAAAAUUUGCAUGUUAAGUGCCUAUUUUUAAUUUUCGGUUGUCACUAUGCAGCGUCGUGAUUUUUAUGUUCAAAACUCGUUUAUCCGGAAUUGGUAGAUUUUUGCUAGUUUUUUUUUACCGUUUUGCCUAGAAUAGACUUUUAGUCUGUAAGGCUGGUUUUUAAAGACAUAUUGAGGAAAUAUAGACUUUUGGUAAUGCAGUUUGGAGGUCAAAUUGCAUUAAUGAUGAAGGUUUUUUUUUCAAAAUGUCGUGAUUAAAUGAUCUGAGUAAUACAGUUUUGAAUAACGAUUUAGGAAGGGAAAUCUAAAAUACAAAAAAAGUAAAAUAGCAAGUGAUUACCGAUUCAUAUGAGUUUUUUGAAGAUUUCAAUGACAGCUGUGCAAACUUGAAUGUUCUAAAUACAAUAUUGGUCACAAAUGUGGCCAAAACAAUGGUGCCAAAAUUUUUGAAAGACGUCAAAAAUAAACACGACUUUACCACAAGACCUUUGAUUGCAAUAAAUAAAUUAACUUUAAUCAUAUUAAUAUGCACUUAACAACAGUAUAUCAAAGAAAAAGUAUACCCAAUAAAAAAUAAACAAACUUUUAAUUUUGUUUUGUCUACAUUUGUCGGCCAUCUUGAAUGCCUAUACGAUAAACCGACGCCAUUACUGUUUAAUAAUAAAACCUAUCUAAUCUUCUUGUUAUUAUUUAAUAGUAGUGAAAUACCUACUUAUUUAUUUAUUUAUUGCAAUCAAAAGUUAAUAUUUAAACAAUUCUGUCUGAAGGUCAUUUUGACAAUAGUUAAGGUCGCAUUGACUGGUAGCGGGAAUUUCAAAUAUAAUCUAUUUUUUUAUAAACAUUCGAUAUGAGUUGUGAUCUUAUAAAGUUCUUACAGUUCAAAUGAAAUUCGAUAUAUCGUUAUGUUUUGUUUCAAAAAUUUAUCGGGUUACAUACAAUUGAAUUGUAAGAACUUUAGAAGCUAAACAAGGACAUCGAAAAUUACUUUUAGGUAUUUUAUAACCGCGAAUGAAUGUUAACUUAGCCAAAUGGGCAAAAAAUAUUUUAUAUUUGAAUUUCCCUAUACUAGUUGAAGUAUACACCUAAAAAAUAUUGUCAUUUUGACAUCAAUAUGACAUCCUUUGUUGAUUUGCAAAUAUCAUGGCAUAGGGGUCACCGAAUGUUUUGUGUUAGUUGACACACUUAGUUGACAGCUGUCAGAUUUCAAAAGGUGUAAUUUUAUUAUGUCAGAUAUAGUCAGAAAAAUAACUUAGGUACUACUUACCAAAGAAACUUAUUUCAAUUGACUUUCAAAAUUAAUAUAAUUUAUUAAAUAUCAAGUUUUGUACAAAACUUGUGUUACAACCUCUGCUUACUCUAUGAAAGAAAUAAGUGAGAUGGUAUAAUUUUUUAAUGAAAUUUAAUUUGUAGCAACUGACAUACUGAUAUUUUUAAAGUUAUUUAUUUGGCAGAAUAAGUUAGAAUAGGAUGACCAAGUUUCAGAGGGCACUAUAAACUGUAGGUCCCGGCUGUAAUUUGAACAUCUUUGGCAGUAGUUAGAGGUAGUCAGAAGCCAGUAAGUCUGACACCAGUCUUAGGGGUAUUGGGUUGCCCGGGUAACUGGAUUGAGGAGGCCAGAUAAGGCAGUCGCUCCUUGUAAAACAAUGGUACUCAGCUGCAUCUGGUUAGACUGGAAGCCGACCCCAACAUAGUUGGGAAUAGGCUAGGCAGAUGAUAUUUGCCAAAAUAAUGAGAAAAGACUAGUUUGUCAGUUGCUUCUUUUGCCGGCGCCUGAAAGUCAAUUAUAUAAUAAGUUUCUAGUGAGCUAAGUUAUUGAGUUAAGUUUGGAUUAAGCUAGUUACUGCAGGCUCAGCUUUUUUCUUAUAACUUUUACCUCCCCACUCAGAGACAUUUAAUGGUUACUUAAGCCAUUCCUUAGUGAAGGAUUUGUAUGACAUUCCGUCACUAAGGAGUGACUUAACUUAUUAACAUUGUUAGGACUAAAAUAAAAUUUCAAUUGACAAAAAAUUAACUAAAACUGUAAAAUUUUGAUAUUUUUCUUUCCAUCAUUCGUGCAUCUAUGUAUGAUAUUUGCAAAUUAACUUUAUUUUGAUGUCAAGUCAUCUUAAUUUGAAGAUGAUAAAAAACUGGACCUAGACCAUAUUUUCCAAAGAAAAUUGUCUAUCAUAGACGGUUCUACCGUUCAUAGCAAUUUUCAUAGACUAGUCUCCAUAUUGCAAAGCUUGGAACUUGUUUCAAAGCUUGUCAUUGUAUAUUGAACUUUAUUUUUACUCUCAAUAAAGUUCAAAACAAAAUUUGUAUUAAACACUUUUUUGUAGGUAAAAUAAGGUUCAAAAUUACAUUGGGUCUACCUUAAUCUGUCAAAUUUCUUCAAUAGAUUUUCAACCUUAUCAAAAUAGUGAAAGGUUGAUGUUCGAUUGGUCAAAUUUGACAGAUUUGGGUAGGUCGUCUAUACAGUUGUAUAAACAAAUCCAAUUUUUGUAAAAAGUGGGAUAUACCUGGAUGUAACAAAUUCUUUACCUAUUUACUGCUAUUUCCGAUAUACUGUCUAUGUGUUAAUUUGUUUGAUAGAGAUAGAAUUUUGAUAUUAGACCGAUACAAGUUAUGUCAACCUUCUAUCGUUAGUCAGCAAGACAAUAGAUAGAUUUAAUAUUGGGACGGCCGUUAGACAAUAAUUACAUACUUUGAGAAUUUGACACUAAUGAAAAAAAGUGUUUAAAAGGUAGCUAAGUAAAUAAACAAGCUGAUUGAAAGUUUAUUUCGAUAAAAAAGUACAUCAUUAAUUAUUACAUGCAAGCAACGAUUUUUAUAAUUAUUUUGUUUUUAAAUAAAAUCGUUUUGUUUGUAUUUUUUUAUUUUUAGUAAGUAAAUAGUCUCGACAGCCGUGUUGGGUAUGCUGGUGACAGAAAAAAUAUGUAAAAAUUAAUAAAAAAUGCAAAAAAUAUUUUUUUUCAUUUUUUUUUGCAAUUUUUAUUGUUACUCGAUGUGCUAUUAAAUUGUAAAUAUGUUCAUAUGAUUUUUAAUUAUAAAUAUACCUGAUUAUAUUUAAUUUUUAAGAAUUUUUGAUGAUUUUUGGCGCUAACAUUAGUUACCAGCAGACCUGUCAACUUACACGGCAUAAUUUUUUUAUUAUAUAAUUUAUUAUUUUGAAAAAUAUUAUUAUUAUAUUAAGUUAGAAAUGAUGAAUGUAAGUAAUUUAUUUUGAAUGAUAAAUAAAUGAAAUGUUGUUUUUUAAGAAUUAAUUAUUAAUAUUUUUCUAUUUUUUUUUUAUAUAAUCGCACCUACAUUAUAGUUACUAAAUAGGGUUGUAUCAUUUUAAAUGAAAGAACUGAUUAUUAUGUAAUAAUGUUUAAAAUUAAGAGUUUAUUGAAUUUUAUUGUUUUUGUAUAAAAUUGUAUAAAACUCAGAAUGAAGCAUGGAUGACAGAAUAUAUUUUUUCAUAAAUAAAUAAAUAUUGAUUUAUUA
Molecule: messenger RNA, 5710 nt
Organism: Helicoverpa armigera (cotton bollworm)
Lineage: Eukaryota; Metazoa; Arthropoda; Insecta; Lepidoptera; Noctuidae
Gene: Gbs-70E
Product: protein phosphatase 1 regulatory subunit 3C
Exons: 4
Coding region: 423-1277 (284 amino acids)
Biological process (GO): regulation of glycogen biosynthetic process
Cellular component (GO): protein phosphatase type 1 complex
Molecular function (GO): protein phosphatase 1 binding; glycogen binding
Source: RefSeq, a predicted model, not a curated record